Messenger RNA from Parnassius apollo (apollo), 669 nucleotides. NCBI's taxonomy places the organism in Eukaryota, Metazoa, Arthropoda, Insecta, Lepidoptera, Papilionidae. The record is from the annotation of a GenBank genome assembly.
AUGCUGGCGCUAGCAAGUUUCAUUAUUGUUACCACACAUAAUUUCCACAAUACUGAUGCUGCUGCUGCUCAACUUGAUGAAAAAGAUAUGCAACCUAUCAUUUUCCCGGGUCCUAUUGAAGGUGAUGAUUUAAAAUAUGGAACAGAUGAUGUUCCAGAUGAAUGCAAAGAUAAAACAUACUGCACUGUUAAGCCUCCUGACUAUCCAGAAGAAAUGUUCAAUAAAAUGUUCAAAGGCCUGAAAGCAGUUUCCCCACCAUCCCUAGUUCUGGACUCGACAAUUUCAAAUCGUCAAGGAGAUCCGGACGAAAGAGACGAUUGCGAAAGUGAAGUAACGUACGAACCUUUGUAUAAAGUGCGCCCAAAGGAGGACGAACCGUGGCGAAUUGUUGUUCAAGUACCAGAAGAAAACUAUGUCCAAAGAGUUCGAUUGGAGAGAUGCACGAACCCAGACGCACCAUGCUUCAAUAUUUUUCCACCAACCUCAGACAUCACGACUUUCUGCAAACAGAAAUACAACAAAUGGGAAGUGCUGGUAGCGAAAGGCGAAAAUGAGACUGAGAAGAUUAAGGUUGAACUACCAGUCUGCUGCUCUUGUCAUUACAAAUCAGCGCCUAUAGAGACCAGGUUUGGCGUUAUGAGUAACAUGACCCCCAUAAAGAAACCAUAA